AAGGGUUCUGUAGCUAGUCUCUCUCCCAGCACAGAUGCUGAGCUGGAGCAACCAGUGAGUGGUGAGUUAAAGCAGUCAGCAGCAUACUGCAGGACCAGUAUGAGGGUGGGCAAUGGAUCCUUGCAAGCUCUGGUCUGGGAAGCUACAGCAGUGGCUGGGCACCAAAUAUUUUAAGAUGACAGCCUGGGCUGGUCUUGUUUUUUUCAAACAGUCCAGUGUCAUUUUGCCAAAACCAAACAACUUCUUCGAAAGUCGAUGUAGGGAAAAGAAUCACUACACUACUUCAACCAAACUGAACUCCCUUGGAUCAUUAUGCCUCCAUCUGCUGCUGGCAUUGUACAGAACCUGACCUCCAUGAGCUUUUAAUCAAAAUUAAUUUCCUAUCCAUGUAGGGGUGAGUGCCAGUUAGUCUCCAUGCCAGGUAGCUUGUUGGAGAGAGGUGCUUUCCGCAGGCCAACCAGGCGCUGGGCCCCGCUGCACACGCGGUUUUGGUCUUCCCAUGUACAAAUGCAACAUUCCAUGGAGGGAACCACCAGGCUGGUGCUCUGAGAGGGACCCGCAAAACCCACGCUCAACUAGGGAAGCACAAGACAAGCGCAGAGAGGGACUCGCUUCACUAUGAAACGGAGCUACCCAGCUACAGUAGCCCAAGCCUUGGCGGCUGUGGAGAAAUCCGGCUCAGUGCUCCAGCCCUGUGGAACAAGGGAUACAAAGACCCAAGCAAGCUGAGGCAGACCUACCAGGAUCUGGGGGAGGGGUGCGGAAGGCAGAGAUUGAAAUGAUCUGUCCUGCAGAAAACUCUUCCGAACACAUUCCGACCCCUUCUCGGUAGAGCUCAUUCCUUUCGCGCACACAAAGGGCGCCAAUCCUUCUCUCUUCCCUCCCACAGAGUAGACACUAUAGCUUUUGCGGUACGAGUGCAGUGUCCUGGCCCGGGUCCCCACAGUAGCCACCGCCACUGCUGCAGAUACCGAUCUUCUCGCUACCAUAAAAAGCGGGAUGUUAAGAAUCACCGAAGGAUUCUUGCUCUGGGACUCCCGUGAACCAGAGGACAUUGUAAAUUAGGAGAGUGCUGAGCAGGGGCCUCCGAUGCCAUGACUCCUGGAAGGAGUAUCUUUUUUUUUUCUCUACCGGGCUGAUGACCCCUCCCAUAACUUAAGGUUUUCCACCAGUGCGGGAGGUACGUUCUGGCAUAGCACUGGACAUUGGGCUCAAAUUUACAGGCCAGAGCUUAGAGAGAGGGGCGCCACAACAGGAGGCUUGCAUUCCCUACCCUUGCCCUCUACUCUACCCAGAGUUGUGACGCCCCUCCAUUUUACACCGAAAUUCAAAAGCGGGCAUGGCGGAAUCUUCUGGAAGGGGGCUAAGAUGAGACUCAGGAGGCGGGGGUCAGUGUGAAAAGAGCAGAUGGAUUAUUUUUUUCUCGCUUGGCGAAUGAAGAGCGCCCCCCGCCACCCCUCCUCUUGGACAGCCCCCCCAAGCGCGCAUGCGCAGUUAGGUGGCGGGAGGGUACUUAAGGCGCGGCCGCGGCCGCUGCGGCAGUACGCCCAACAGCGGACUCCGAGAGACCAGCAGAUCUCGGCGAACCCUUGCUCUCUCGACUACCCUCUCGGGACUCUCGGAACCAUGGCGGCAGUGGCAGCGGCCUCGGCUGAACUGCUCAUCAUCGGCUGGUACAUCUUCCGCGUGCUGCUGCAGGUGUUCCUGGAAUGCUGCAUUUACUGGGUAGGAUUCGCUUUUCGAAAUCCUCCAGGGACACAGCCCAUUGCGAGAAGUGAGGUGUUCAGGUACUCCCUGCAGAAGCUGGCGUACACGGUGUCCCGGACCGGGCGGCAGGUGCUGGGGGAGCGCCGGCAGCGAGCCCCCAACUGAGGCCGCAGCUCCCAGCCCUGGGCGGCCGUAUCAUCAGGUGCUCCUGUGCAGCUCAACCAGCAUGGGAGCCAGCGCCGCGCAGGAAUGGGGGGUCCCCUGUGCUCCCUCGCCAGAGGAGCACUUGCCAAGGUCAGUGAGGGGCUGGUAGGCCCCCGGAGAAGCAGCACCGACAAUUUCGACAAUACUAGAUCCCUUUCCAACCCAUUUGCACCUGCUCCUCUGCAGGUGGGGUGGGGAUUGAGAGGGGUGGGGGGAGCAGACCCCCGAGAUCUGGGCGUAGGCAUCACAUUCUGAUCUGGACCAAGUCGGGACAGCACUAUCCAAGCCCMGGAGCUGCAGCCAUGCCAACAGGCCCCACCAAGGAGAUCCAAACACCACACCAGCCAGCAGAAUGGACAUUCCAACAGCAUCAGCUGAAGCCCUGAAUCUCAAUGCAGCAGAAGAGGCGCCAACUGUGUUGCCAGUGGCGGGACUAGAGGGCAUGGGCAGUGAAGGAGGGGGGUUAAGAAACAGCGUGGGGCCCUCUCACCGUCCCUUGCCUACAGUGUGCCCAUGCGAGCAUUCCAGCCCUGCUGCCUCUGCUCCCUCCAUUCCUCUUUUCUCCUCACUGACUCCCAAGCCCAUCCUAUCCCCACAAAAUGUGUCACUUAAUUUGGACUUAUACAACCAAUAAAAGAAUCCCAUCUUUGUACUAAACUUCUUCUCCGAGCCCCCUGCCCCUCACUGAUCUUGCUUUCCCAGGUCUCACGCAGUUGUGGUCAAUAUUGUGGUAAUCGCUAAUUGUACUGAUUGUUUAAGUGUGCAUUAGUUGUGUCUCCCCAGCUAGAUUGUAAGCUCCUGGAGGACAGGGACCGCCUCUACAAAAAAUAAAAAAACAGUACCUCCCCCGACUCGCACAGUGUCCUAGGACCCUGCGGGUCGAUGGAGGCGCACCAAAA
Molecule: messenger RNA, 2810 nt
Organism: Urocitellus parryii (Arctic ground squirrel)
Lineage: Eukaryota; Metazoa; Chordata; Mammalia; Rodentia; Sciuridae
Gene: Nnat
Product: neuronatin
Biological process (GO): brain development; positive regulation of insulin secretion
Cellular component (GO): cytoplasm
Source: RefSeq, a predicted model, not a curated record